This is a messenger RNA of Cricetulus griseus (Chinese hamster), 640 nucleotides long. NCBI's taxonomy places the organism in Eukaryota, Metazoa, Chordata, Mammalia, Rodentia, Cricetidae. The record is from RefSeq and is a predicted model, not a curated record.
UUUCCUUUUCUUGCUUUUAGGAACAAUGGAGUCCAAAGAUCAAGACGUGAAAAAUCUCGACAUGGAAAAUGACCAUCAGGAAAAGGAGGAAAAGGAAGAAAAGCCGCAAGAUGCUAACAAAAGGGAGCUGCCGGUGACCCUGCCUUUUGAAGCAGGGCGCUUCCGUGUGCCUAAGGGAAGUCGCAGGCGGCUCCGCGUUAGGCAGCCCAUCGUGCACUAUAGAUGGGACCUGAUGUAUAGGGUUGCAGAGCCCCAGGCAAGGAUGAGAGAUGAGAACAUGGAGAGGCUUGGGGAGGAUGUGAGACACCUCAUGGAGAAGCUGAGGGAGAGGCAGCAGAGCCAUACUCUGCGGGCAGUUAGCACUGACCCCCCUCACCAUGACCACCAUGAUGAGUUUUGCCUUAUGCCCUGAACGCUCAAGUUUUAUCUUAAUAUGGGGACCCCUGCUUUCAAGACUUACAUGUUUGUGAUGUACUGUUGUAAAAUUUUGAGGUUAAUUCUUUUAUGUGGAUCUCUUCCUGUUGCCAGCUUCUAAUUAGAAUUUGUGCUUUGACUCAGUCUGUAAUUCUUGUUAGCAGAGUUUAUCAGUUGCAUGGAAAGAUGCCCAUUAUAUAUUGUGAAGCGAAUAAAGCAGAUUGAA